CUUGGAUCUGGUCAUUUGGGGCAGCUGAGAGGUACUCGGUCAUCUUGUCCCCAGAGAAGAUCAUUCCUGUCUCCAUAGCUCGGUUCUUGGAAUAUAGUACAAGUGAGUGUCAUUUCCUCAAUGGGACACAGCAUGUGCUGCUUGUGGAGAGAUACAUCUACAACCGGGAAGAGUACUUGCGCUUCGACAGCGAUGUGGGCGAGUUCCGUGCGGUGAAUGAGCUGGGGCGGCUGGACGCUGAAUACUGGAACAGCAGGAAGGAGAUCCUGGACAACAGGCGGGCCGCGGUGGACACGUACUGCAGACACAACUACCCGAUUGGAGAGAGUAUCCUUGUGCAGAGGAGAGCUGAGCCUAAGGUGACUGUCUACCCGACAAAAACACAGCCCCUGAAGCACCAUAACCUCCUGGUCUGCUCUGUGAGCAGCUUCUACCCUGGCCAGAUUGAAGUCAGAUGGUUCCGGAAUGGCCAGGAGGAGAAGACUGGGGUCGUGACCACGGGCCUGAUCCGGAAUGGAGACUGGACCUUCCAGACCCUGGUGAUGCUGGAGACAGUUCCUCAGAGUGGAGAGGUUUACACCUGCCAGGUGGAGCAUCCCAGCCUGAACAGCCCUGUCACAGUGGAGUGGAGGGCUCAGUCGUCAUCUGCACAGAACAAGAUGCUGAGUGGAGUUGGGGGCUUCGUGCUGGGUCUGCUCUUUCUCGGGCUGGGAAUGUUCAUCUACUUUAGGAACCAGAAAGGACAGUCUGGACUUCAACCGACAGGGUUGCCACUGGGGAUCAGUCACCUUCGGGGAUCUGCUGCAUGGUCUUGUGCACCGUCCCUGCCUGGGACUGGCUGCUCUUGGGACCCCCUGCCCACUGCCUGCCGCCAGGGAUCCCACAGCAAGCUAUUUGGGGAUCUGCAGCAGUUUUUAAUAAUCCACUACACCUGGGGUUCCCCUUUGUCAUACACAAGAGCACAUGUUAAAAGAAAACAAGUCAAAACAAAAAGGGAAUCAUUAGGUGAAACAAUUAAUUUAAUUAUAAUGAAAUAAAGAAACCAUCAAAAU
Messenger RNA from Myodes glareolus (Bank vole), 1052 nucleotides. NCBI's taxonomy places the organism in Eukaryota, Metazoa, Chordata, Mammalia, Rodentia, Cricetidae. The record is from RefSeq and is a predicted model, not a curated record.